AUAUCAAAACGACUUUUGCUUCAAAUCUCGCGAGAUCGCGUUUGCUGCUGAGUUGUCCCCGCAAGGGAAAAUCCAGUCAGUAGUUCAUUAGAGGACAACUCGGCUAAGCCCUCCUUCAUAAUCAAUCUCCGCUGGACAAGUCUAUCGUUGCAGAAAGGCAUCUGUAAUCACAAUUGUAGCCACACUACUGUUGAAGAACUUCAUCUGAAUCAUGGGGAACAUGUUGGCGAAUUUAAUGAAGAGCCUCAUAGGCAAGAAGGAGAUGAGGAUCUUGAUGGUGGGGCUCGAUGCUGCUGGAAAAACAACAAUCCUCUACAAGCUCAAACUGGGGGAAAUAGUCACAACCAUCCCAACCAUUGGGUUUAAUGUGGAGACGGUGGAGUACAAAAACAUCAGCUUCACUGUGUGGGACGUGGGUGGGCAGGACAAGAUUCGCCCCCUCUGGAGACACUACUUUCAGAACACACAGGGUCUAAUCUUUGUGGUGGACAGUAAUGACAGAGAGCGAGUGAACGAAGCCCGAGAGGAGCUGAUGAGGAUGCUGGCUGAGGACGAACUGAGAGAUGCGGUCCUUCUUAUUUUUGCCAACAAACAGGACUUACCGAACGCCAUGAAUGCUGCUGAGAUCACCGACAAGUUGGGCUUACACUCCCUGCGUCACCGUAACUGGUACAUCCAGGCCACCUGCGCCACCAGCGGCGACGGCCUCUACGAGGGUCUCGAUUGGCUGGCCAAUCAACUCAAGAACAAGAAGUGAGAAGAAAGGUGGAACAAGCUGCCAAACCCGUCCAACUUUAAACUUGCUUUGGGAAAGUGGGCGAGAGUUAGGUACAAUGAUUCUGAUCAAUAGGUGAACAUUUUAGGCUUUCAUUUUCAGUCUGUUGCGGUUCCCUUGUUGAAAGCCAGUUCUCAUAUACUUCAUAGAUAACCAUUCACACCACACACACACACACACACACACACAGUCCACCUCUUGUCCUUAGGUGCAAUGUACUGUAUGCUGGUCUCUGGUGUUGUACCAUGUUGUGUGUGACUCCACUGAGUCAGCAUCAAGUCAAAUGGGACUUUUUGUUGUUGUCUGUCUUUCAACUGUCAGUCCUCCAAACAAAGAAGUAUUCUUUGUCAGUUGAACUUCCUGUUUUUUUGUGUAUUUUUCCUAACAGACCAAUGUGUGGGAACAAUCACAGCUGGCCAAUUUUAAUGUGUGAGCAAUGCUGAAGCAUUUUGAUAUGCAGACAAAGUGUGUGAGCGUGCCCACAAACUGUAUGUGUUUGUGCAAGCGACCCAGUCAGUCAUAAUCGUGAAAUAGACAAUGGGACUGCCUCAUUUUGAAAAUCUUUAUAUAUCUGUGGCGGGGUUUUACUCCCUGCGUGGCAACCCCAAGCAUUGAAGUCUCCCUUUUUAACCCUUGUGUUGCCUUAGGGUCAUUUUGACCAGAAUCAAUAUUACACCCUCCCCCCGCCUUUGGGUCAUUUUGACCCCAUUCAAUGUUUCACCCUCCUGUUACCUUUAUAUUUACUAACAUAUUUUACCCUUUGGGUUCAAUUUGACGCCAGCAAUUAAAACCUCCAGAAAAUUAUUAGAAUUAAUAUUGUUUUCCAAGUUUAAGUGUGAGGCACUUUAUGUUUGUUUGUUGACUACCGAAAGAACACCGACAUUAAACAUUGAAUGGGGUCAAAUUAAUCCUAAGGCGGGGGGAGGGUGUCAUAUUGAUUCGGGUCAAAAUGACCCUAAGGCAACACAAGGGUUAAAUAUUGUAAAACGCACAACACAUUCUCAACCGCCUGAGCUGCAUGAAUCCUGGUUGACCUUUCUGGCAUUGGUGCAGACCUUUCCGCCCUCGGAGCUGCAUGCAUGUUGAUGCUGCUGCUUGAGGAUUCUCUCUAACUGCCCUCAUCGUGUUCUGCUGCUGUUUACAGUCGGAUGCAGAAACUAACCAAACCACCAAUUUCUGCAUUUAGUUGUCAACAUGUGCUUGGUUCAGUAUACUCGGCUUUAUGGUCUUUUGAACGUGAAAGCAGGAUACAAAACAAAACAAUCAUGACCUGCACAUCUGUUUCUUGUCUGCCUCCAUGUGAGUACUCCAGCUGCAUCAGGUUGCUCUCGCUUUGUGUGUUUUUUGUCCCAGACUUGCAUAUCGGGGGCGGGGGAGGACAACUUUAUGUUCCUGAAUGUAAAUAUUGUUGAUGAAUCUAUAAAUGACUGUAAUAUUUAUUUGACAAGCAUAUACCUGUAUUGCUAUGAUAAUUAUGUGAAUGAAAGCAGGGUAAUCAGACCAAUUGACUCAUCAGCACAUUCUGAACAGCAGACGAGUUCCUGCGUCACCACGGAUACCAGCAGAAUCCACAAACUUCUCUUUAUAAAACUACUUGUGUGCCAUACAUGGGUACUUUUACUAAUAUACCAGCGACAGUACAACAUAUUCUAAAUCCACUUCACCAAGUUAUGAGUGCACUGUUUAUAUUCAGCAUGUAUGGUAAUCAUGAGUUUGAUCAUUUGGGUUUUGUGGCCUUAUAUUUAGUGUUGACAUUUAAUUGAUUUCUUCUCAGCUUGUUCGGUUCUCUGUUGUUUUCGCACCACAGUUUAAAAUGAUUCGGCAAGUGUCGUCUUCUCUUUUGUUUGUUUAAGUGAUUCAUAUUUUGUGGUAGAUUUCUUUGGUUUUUGGGGUUGUAAAGAAACAUUGAUGUAGACUUUAUCUGUGAAUCAAUGAUAAUCAGUGCGAACAAAACACACUUGAUUCACUCUGUAUCGUUAUAGUUACACAAGUAGAUUUUAAAACGGUAAAGACCAUGUUUCAAUGCUGGAUGCAUGAGACAUCUGUAUAUGUGAGACAACAAACUAAAUACUGCUGUAUUACAAAUAAACCCAUUUUCUCUAUGA
Messenger RNA from Pseudoliparis swirei, 2880 nucleotides. Its product is annotated as ADP-ribosylation factor 3-like. The record is from RefSeq and is a predicted model, not a curated record. Lineage: Eukaryota; Metazoa; Chordata; Actinopteri; Perciformes; Liparidae. The transcript has 5 exons. Gene Ontology annotation, biological process: vesicle-mediated transport; intracellular protein transport. The coding region runs from base 212 to 757 and encodes 181 amino acids. Gene Ontology annotation, molecular function: GTP binding; GTPase activity. Gene Ontology annotation, cellular component: cytoplasm; plasma membrane.